CGCACCACUAUGAAAAGCCGGGACGUGAUUCUCCGGGGCGAAUCCCUGCCGACGUCACUCUCAGUCUCAUAUAAAAACGAUGAACAGCAACUGUGGUCAGACUCGAGCAAAACCGCUUUUUCCGCUACAACAACUCUUUAAACUAAGGAUUAUUGGAUUGCCUUCGUUGGAUUUUAUCCCAGAAACGAAUUCUCGGUGUAAGCACAAUGACUUUAAACAAAGGUGACAAAUUGCGGAACAUGGACAAGAGAAGGGGAAGCAUGCCAUUCCCUAUGAAUCUACCGAAUCUACACCGGAGGAGCAUGCCCGUGGACGACCGGGAUCUGCGCGCCACGAUGCCACAGACGGGCCAAACGGACGAGCUAUCCAACCUCCUGCGCUGCACGUCCUACUCCCCUAACGAGCAGCACCGAGGCAGCUGCGCGUCCGACUCCUCCGACUCCGUCAUCUCCACUGGCAGCGAGACAGACUCCCAGGUGUACAAGGUGGUUCUCCUCGGGGAGCACGGGGUCGGCAAGUCCAGCCUAGCGCGUGUCUUUGGAGGAGUUGAGGAUGCUGGUCACGACUGCGAUGAACCAGGAAACUCUUAUGACAGAUGUGUUCUUGUGGAUGAAGAAGAGGCAUCCAUAGUGUUGUACGACAUCUGGGAACAGGAUAACAGCCAGUGGCUGAAGGAACAGUGCAUGAGGAUGGGGGACGCCUACAUCAUAGUGUAUUCAGUGACAGACAAAUCAAGUUUCGAGAAGGCAUCAGAGCUGCGGAUUCAGCUGCGCCGGGCUAGGCAGUCAGAGAAUAUUCCCAUAAUCCUUGUGGGCAACAAGAGUGACCUGGUGCGAUCAAGAGAGGUGUCUGUAGAUGAAGGAAGUGCCUGCGCAGUUGUAUUCGACUGCAAGUUCAUAGAGACAUCCGCCUCCCUUCAUCACAACGUGCAGGAUUUAUUUGAGGGCAUCGUCAGACAGAUCCGCUUGAGGAAAGACAGCAAGGAGGAGAACGCACGACGCAUGGCCAACUGCAGGCGUAGAGAGAGCAUCGGCAAGAAGGCCAAACGGUUUCUGGGCCGCAUGGUCGCACGCAAGAACAAGAAGAUGGCUUUCAGGCAGAAAUCAAAGUCCUGCCAUGACCUAACGGUUCUCUGAGGAACAGAUUGGGACAGAUGGACUUUUUUUUUCUUUGCCCUCUGAAGACCAGACGCUGUGUGUGUUUUAACACUAACCCUAAAGGACUAAUAGAGCUGUACAGAAAUAUAUUUUUAUUUUUUAGACAACUACCAAAAGCAAAGAGAGGACUUAAUACGAAAUAUAUCAUUAUCAUUAUAAUGGUGAUUACCUGCAUGAAGCUUUGCAAUCAUUAUUUUAUUUCAUUUUAUUGUCCGCCUUAAACAUGUUGCUGUCAUGGUAUGAUCAGUUUGUAAGAAAAGAAAUCCACAAAGGCUUGUUUUUUCUAAUGAGUGGUGAAGAUUGCCCUAUUGUUGGGUUAUUGUUGAGCUCCUUUAUUGGAGGGGAUUGAUGUAUAUACUAUAACAUGAAUGAUGCCGAAUGCAACAUACAUCUCAUUAUCCUAAAAGACGCUGUAAACUUCACAAUGCUCGGUCGUCUGGAGUCAUGAUUACUUGAAGCGUGGUACGCAGGUUCGUGCCUCAGCCAAGUUACUGAGGACUAAUCAAAAAUGAGAGAAACUUUUGUUGUUCUCUGCUGAUCCAUAACACUGAAUUCAGGUUGUGAAUGUACGAGUAAAGCAAUAAGUUAUUUUAGUCUUGUGAACCUUGAAAUUAUUUGGAAGUUCUUUGUUUACUUUGAUUUCCUUUUUUACAAUAAAAUUCCAAAAGAAAAA
Molecule: messenger RNA, 1830 nt
Organism: Labrus bergylta (ballan wrasse)
Lineage: Eukaryota; Metazoa; Chordata; Actinopteri; Labriformes; Labridae
Gene: rrad
Product: Ras-related associated with diabetes
Biological process (GO): negative regulation of high voltage-gated calcium channel activity
Cellular component (GO): plasma membrane
Molecular function (GO): calcium channel regulator activity; GTPase activity; GTP binding
Source: RefSeq, a predicted model, not a curated record